This is a messenger RNA of Zingiber officinale, 13609 nucleotides long. RefSeq lists its product as uncharacterized. Gene Ontology annotation, biological process: protein retention in Golgi apparatus; protein targeting to vacuole. Gene Ontology annotation, cellular component: extrinsic component of membrane. Bases 309 to 13382 code for a protein of 4357 amino acids. NCBI's taxonomy places the organism in Eukaryota, Viridiplantae, Streptophyta, Magnoliopsida, Zingiberales, Zingiberaceae. The record is from RefSeq and is a predicted model, not a curated record. The transcript is spliced from 64 exons.
AUUGGGAUGAAAGGGGCGCUAUGGUCCUUCGACCAAAGCCAUUCUCUUAUGGAGUCCAGCGAUCAAAGGCGGUGAGCGUGAGACCUUUCCCCUCUUCCUUCCGGUUGCAACUUCUUCGAUCUCACCCCGUAAUCGUGGUCGCGGGUCUCCGCGAAAUUCCUCUCUCAGUCCCUACCCUUUCGUCGGUGAUCGCGUCGGUCGUCUUCGAAUAGGCGGCGGCGUUUGUCGGUGAGAGGUAGAUGAUCCACCGACCGAGUCGUAGCAUGAGCAGUAGUUGAUAGUUGAUAGUUAAUAGAAGACGAACAAAGAUGCUGGAGGACAGAGUUGCCUACCUUCUGCAAAAGUAUCUUGGCAACUAUGUCCGCGGCCUCAGCAAGGAAGCCCUCAAGAUCAGCGUCUGGCAAGGGAAUGUUGAACUAACAAACAUGCAAUUGAGGCCAGAGGCCCUUAAUGCUUUGAAGUUGCCUGUCAAAGUUAAAGCAGGUUUUCUUGGAUCUGUGAAGCUUAAGGUACCAUGGAGCAGAUUGGGUCAAGAACCAGUUCUGGUUUAUCUUGAUCGAAUUCUUAUACUAGCUGAACCUGCAACACAAGUAGAGGGUUCUAGUGAAGAUGCUAUACAAGAAGCAAAGAAGAAUAAAGUGAAGGAACUGGAAAUGAAGCUGUUGGAUAAUCAGCAUCAGCAAAAAUCUGAAAUGGAUACAUCAUGGUUGGGAUCCUUGGUUAACACUAUAAUUGGGAAUCUCAAGCUAUCCAUUACUAAUAUACACAUAAGAUAUGAAGACACAGAAAGCAACCCUGGACACCCAUUUGCAGCAGGUUUGAAACUUGGAAGACUUUCUGCAGUGACAAUAGAUGAUCUGGGUAGGGAAACUUUUGCUACUGGAGGUGCUUUGGAACACAUUCAGAAGUCAGUCGAACUUGAAAGUCUGGCCUUCUAUUUUGAUUCAGAUAUUUUGCCCUGGACUGUCAACAAGUCAUGGGAGGAUUUGCUUCCUUCUGAGUGGAAUCAGAUAUUUGAACUCAGGAGCGAGACUAUCAAAGAACAUAACUACAUUUUAGAACCAGUAACAGGGAAUGCAAAAUACAGUAAGCUACAACUAGAUGAUUCCAGAAGCACAGGACAAGCUCUACAAAAUGCAAUAAUCAAUUUGGAUAAUGUUACAUUAUCUUUGUCAAAGGAUGGGUACAGAGACAUUGUGAAGAUGGCUGAUAACUUUGCUUCCUUCAACCAGCGCCUGAGAUAUGCUCACUAUCGUCCUUCAGUCUCAAUCAAAUCAAAUCCUGCUACUUGGUGGAAGUAUGCAUACAAGGUGGUGACCGAUGAGACAAAGAAGGCCAGCGGGAAAUUCUCAUGGGAGCAUGUUUUGAAAUGUGCAAGGCUCCGCAAAACAUACAUCUCUCUUUAUGCAUCUCUCUUGAAAUCCGAUCCAAACCAUUUGGUAGUAGAUGACAAGUUAGUUGAGGAACUAGAUCGUGAACUUGACAUUGAUGUGAUUCUUCAGUGGAGGAUGUUGGCACACAAGUUUGUGGAGCAGGUAUCAGAAUCAGAUCUCAUGGCUGAGAAAACAAAACCAAAGAGCUCUUGGUGGUCAUUUGGAUGGACUGGUUCUUCCAAAGAUGACAGUGAUCAUAGAGGCUUCACUGAGGAAGACUGGGAGCAGCUAAACAAGAUCAUUGGCUAUAAAGAAGGUUCUGAUGAUUACCUAUUGGCUUCUGAGGAGAAAGAUAUCAUGCAAUUUUACAUGGAAAUCCACAUGAAACAUAAUGCAUCCAGGCUUGUUUCUGAGGGCCAAAAUUUUCUUGCUGACUUAUCUUGUGAAGGUUUAGCUUGUAAAAUAAAAACAUAUCCAGAAGCAAAAGUUUUUGAUCUUACAUUGGGGUCCUACAAGCUCUCAUCGCCAUAUGGUCUCCUUGCUGAGAGUGCUACUGCUUCUGAUUCGCUGGUUGGCAUCUUCUCAUACAAACCUUUUGAUGCUCAAGUAGACUGGAGCUUUGUCGCUAAAGCUUCUCCAUGUUAUGUUACUUAUAUAAAGGAAUCUGUUGACCAAAUUAUUGGAUUUUUCAAGAGUAAUUCUUCUGUUAGCCAGACCCUAGCUCUGGAAGCUGCAGCCGCUAUGCAGAUGACAAUUGAUGGAGUCAAGCGCAGUGCUCAACAACAAAUGAACAGGGUUUUGAAGGAGCAGACCAGGUUUUUGCUUGAUCUGGAUAUAGCUGCUCCAAAGAUUACUAUUCCCACCAAGUUCUACCCGGAUGAUUUGCAUGCAACUAAACUUCUCCUUGAUUUGGGAAACUUGACGGUGACAACAGAGGAUUACUGGGAAUGUGAUUCUUCAGAAGAGAAGGAUUUAUACUUGCAGUUUAAUUUAGUCCUUAGUGAUGUAUCUGCAUUUUUAGUUGAUGGCAAUUACCAUUGGAGUGAAACUCCCCUUGAUGUUGCUCAAGUAAAUAACAACAGUUUCUUACCAGUUAUUGAAAAAUGUGGAAUUGUUGGAAAACUCCAGCAGAUCCAUUUGGAAAAUCCAUUGUAUCCAUCAACGAGACUUGCUGUGCGAUUGCCUUCUUUGGGUUUCCAUUUCUCUCCUGCACGGUACCACCGCCUAAUGCAAGUUGUGAAGAUCUUUCAGGAGGACAAUGCUGAAAUUGGUGUUCAACCAUGGAAUCAGGCUGAUUUUGAAGCAUGGCUAUCUCUUUUAACAUGGAAGGGUGUUGGGAAUAGGGAAGCUACAUGGAAACGCAAGUACUUAUGCCUUGCUGGUCCAUUUCUUUAUGUUUUGGAUAAUCCUAGAUCAAAAACAUACAAACAAUGCAUCAGUUUAAGAGGGAAACAGGUACAUCAAGUUCCUACAGAGUUCACCCGUGGUGUGCAGAAUGUCCUAGCAUUGUAUGAUGCUGGACAAUUCAAUUCGAAGGUUGUUGAAGAUGUGAACACAUUAAUCUUACUUUGCGAUAAUGAUGAAGUUUUGAAAUCAUGGCAAAAACGACUUCAGGGAACAAUAUAUCGUGCAUCUGGUUCCACUGCAAUUAGUAGCAUGUCUGACAAUUCUUCCACAACAGAAACUACUAAAGACACAUCUGAUGAAAUUGCUACAGAGUUGGAUGUAGGGGAUAUGGAAAGACUUUUUGUAAUUGGUGUUCUGGAUGAGUUAAGGGUUGCUUUUAGCUGCAGUUAUCAUGGCAACCAAAGUUUAAAGAAAAUGCUGAUCAAUAAAGAAAAUCGUCUAUUUGAGUUCCGAGCAAUUGGUGGGCAGGUUGAGCUUUCAAUGAGGGAGCGAAAUAUUUUCAUCGGAACUGCCUUAAAAUCUUUGGAAAUUGAAAAUCAACUUUGUUAUGAAGGAGGGAAAAUACCUAGAUACAUUGCUAGAUCAUUUAUCAACAGUGAAGAAGCUACUGCAGUGAAUAACAUUUCUUCCUUUUCAGAAAGCAGUGAAGAGAGUAUAGAAAAAAAAUCACUCAAUAAAAUUGAGAGUGAAAAAUUUUAUGAAGCAAUGGAUGAUCUGGAUGAUCUGGUUGACAAUUUCAGUUCCCAGGACUCACUACAAUCUCCAAAACCUUCCUUCAGAUAUUCUAAUUGCAUUAGAAUCCCUGGUUUAACACCUAAUGCUGAUUUUAGAACCUGGAGCUCAAAGUUUGAGAAAGGUUAUUCGUUGGAUAGUUUUGUGAAAGCUCAGAUUGUUAUAUACGAUCAAAGUUCUUCCUACUACAAUAACGUAGAUAACAGGUUGAUGGUCACCCUUGCUACCCUUUCCUUUUUCUUCCAUCGACCUACUAUACUUGCGACUUUGGAGUUUUUUAACGCUAUCAACAUAUCUGACAAGAAUGCUGACGCUGAAUAUGAAAGCAUUUCGGAGCAGUCUGAAUCUCUAGCCAGCACAUCAGAAAAUACUUCAUUUCAUGGUUCAAAUGCAACUAUUUAUGAAGAUUCUAAACUUAAAGGAUUACUUGGUAGUGGCAAAAGCAGAAUAAUUUUUCAUCUAACACUGAAUAUGUCUAUGGCUCAAAUUUUUUUGAUGAGCGAGGAUGGAACUUCACUUGCAACUUUAUUACAGAAUAACUUACUGACGGAUAUCAAGGUAUUCCCGUCCUCAUUUAGUAUAAAAGCGGCACUUGGAAACUUAAAAAUUAGUGAUGACAGUCUUCCUAAAAAUCAUCCUUACUUCUGGGUAUGUGAUAUGAGGGAUCCCAGGGGGAGUUCUUUUGUUGAGCUUGAUUUUACUUCAUUCAGCACAGACGAUGAUGACUAUACUAGUUAUGACUACAGUCUAACAGGACAGCUGUCUGAAGUACGAAUUGUUUAUUUAAAUCGUUUUGUGCAGGAGGUUAUUAGUUACUUCACGGGUCUAGUUCCUACUAAUGAUGAUGCUGUUGUUAAGAUGAAAGAUCAUGUAACUGAAUCUGAAAAGUGGGUUAGUGAAAGUGAAGUUGAAGGAUCACCUGCAGUCAAGUUGGAUCUUUCAUUGAGUAGACCAAUAAUCUUGAUGCCCCGUCAGACAGAAAGCAUGGAUUAUUUAGAACUUGAUGUUCUCCAAAUUACUGUGGAAAACUCAUUUGAAUGGCUUGGUGGGGACAAAAAUGAGAUCAGUGCAGUUCAUCGAGAGACGUUGGUUAUCAAAGUUAGAGACAUCAACUUGACUGUUGGUAUUGGAAUGAAGCCUGGCAAAUCAAUGAUUCAAGAUGUUGAAGGAUUAUCUGUUGUAAUCCAAAGGUCUCUCCGCGAUUUGUUGCAUCAAACUCCUAACACAGAAGCUGCUAUAAAGGUUGAAGUCCUGAAAGCUUCAAUGUCGAACCACGAGUAUGAUAUAACUACAGAAUGUGCACUGUCCAACUUUUCUGAGCCCCCACAUGUUGUUCCUUAUCUAGGAAAGGUAUUUGGAGCUCCAGAAGAUGAUAUCCUGGUUCCUGCAGAAUCACCUUCAGGUGCUAUCAGAUCAGAGUUCCAAAACUCCCAAAGUACAGCAACAUGGAUAACAAUGAAAGUGUCAGUGGCCAUUGAUGUGGUUGAUCUCUUGUUGCACUCGGGAAACUCAAGAGACUCCCCUCUAGCAAGUAUACAGGCAAGUGGAGCUUGGCUGCUUUAUAAAUCUAAUGCAUCUGAGGAGACUUCUAUUUCUGCAACACUUAAAGGGUUCUCUGUUGUUGAUGAACGGGAAGGUGUUAAGGAUGAAUUCAAGCUUGCCAUAGGAAAAUCUAGGACAAUUGGCUACACAAAUUUUGGAAGUGGUCAUGGUAGUCACCUCUUUGAUACUGUAGAAGAGCAAGCAAAAGAGCGAUAUGUAUCUGAGCCAGUACCUUCUAUGCUUAUUGUUGAUGCAAUGUUAGCAAAGUCUUUAGUGAGUGUAAAUCUAUACAUCCAGAGGCCGAAGCUGCUUGUUGCCCUUGAUUUUUUAUUGGCUAUUGCUGAGUUUUUUGCUCCUUCAGUUCGCAAAGUACUGUCGGAUGAAGAAGAUGCAGACACAUUGAAUAUGACAAGAGCUAUUAUUCUUGAUGGUCCAGUUUAUUCUCAGCCAUCCCAUGUAUUUUCAUUAUCACCUCAAAGACCAUUAGUAGUUGAUGAUGAAAUGUUUGACCAUUUCGUAUAUGAUGGAAGAGGUGGCAAAUUGUAUUUGCACGAUAGACUUGGGAAAAUUCUUGCGCAUCCUAGCACUGAGACCAUUAUUUAUGUUGACAGUGGCAAGAGGCUGCAAUUCAAAAAUGUGACUAUAGUGGAUGGGGAUUAUUUGGAUUCUUCUGUUUUCCUGGGAGCUGAUAGCAGCUAUUCAAUAUCAAUAGACGAUCAUGUUUUCCUUGAAAAAUGGAAUGAGGUUGAUUCUGUAGAUUCUCAUAAGGAAACGUCAAAUGGUGCAUUAGUUUCUAAACCUGUUGAUGAUGACUUAACUGAGUAUGUGAUAGAGCUGCAGGCUAUUGGACCAGAACUCACAUUCUACAGCACCUCAAAAGAUGUUGGCGAAUCUUUCAUACUGUCAAAGAAGGUUAUACAUGCAAAUCUAGAUGUAUUUUCCAGGCUUGUAAUCAAGGGUGAUAGCUUAGAAACGAGUGGAAACAUUCUUGGUCUAAAGCUGGAGAGUAAUGGAAUCACAGUGUUGGAGCCAUUUGAUAUCUUCUUGAAAUUAUCAAAUACUUCUGGGAAAACAAAUAUACAUUUGGCUGUAUCUGAUGUAGUUAUUAAUUUCUCAUUCAGCAUCCUAAAACUUUUUAUAGCUAUUGAGGAAGAUAUUUUAGCAUUUCUAAGGAAGUCUACUAAGAAAGUUUCAGUUGUAUGUUCUCAGUUUGACAGGAUUGCUACUAUAAAGGGUUACAAUCAUUCAUAUGCAUUUUGGAGACCACAGGCACCAUCAGGAUACGCUGUCCUUGGAGAUUGUCUGACUCCUCAGAAUCAGCCACCUUCAAAGGGAGUUCUUGCUUUGAAUACCAGUUUUUUGAGAGUUAAGAGACCUCUUUCCUAUAAUUUAAUAUGGAGAAGUGGCUAUCCUAGUCCUGAUAAAGGCAAAUAUGACCAUGGAAGUAAUGUAUCCAGUAAUGACAAUUGUGUAGUAAAUGGAGGUUUGUCCAUUUGGUUUCCUAUAGCACCUACAGGUUAUGUUGCAGUGGGUUGUGUAGUUUCUUCUGGAAGUUCUCAACCACCACUUUCCUCUGGUUUGUGUAUUUUGUCUUCCUUGGUUUCUCCAUCCUCAUUCAAGGAUUGUGUUGCACUCAAUUUAAGCAAUUCGAAGCAUGCAGAUUUUGCAUUUUGGCGAGUGGAUAAUUCUUUUGGUUCUUUUCUGCCUGCAAAUCCUAACAAUAAGAAUUUGAUUGGUAAAGCUUAUGAGUUGCGUCAUGUGCACUUUGGCAAUUUCAAUUUCUCUACCAAAGAUAGAAGUUCCAAUGUCAAAUACAAUACAAGGGAUGAUAUUAAUGGCGGUGGUUCUCAUUUUGAAAGAGCUGGAGUAUUCACUUCUAGUCGCUUAUUUGAAUCUGUAGCUAAUUUUAAAUUAGUCUGGUGGAAUCAUGGUACACCCUCCCAGAAAAAACUAUCAAUAUGGCGACCAGUGUUUUCACCUGAAAUGGUUUUCCUUGGUGAUAUUGCCAUUCAAGGGUAUGAACCACCUAAUUCUGGCAUUGUUCUUCAUGAUCCUGGAGAUGAGUCUUUUCUUAAAAUACCUAAAGAUUUUCAACUUGUUGGCUAUAUCAAGAAACAAAAAGGUGCUGAGAGCAUCUCUUUUUGGUUGCCACAAGCUCCUCCAGGAUUUGUUGCCUUAGGAUGUGUUGCAUCUAAGGGAUAUCCUAGGGGUGAUGACAUCAGCUUAUUAAGAUGCAUUCGCAGUGAUAUGGUGACAGGAGACCAGUUUGAUGAUGAAAGUAUAUGGAAUACAUCAGAAACAAGUGUAUCAGAACAUUUUAGCUUGUGGCAUGUGGACAAUGAUCUGGGAACAUUCCUUGUCAGAAAUGGAUUUAAAAAGCCUCCUAGAAGAUAUGCAUUAAAAUUUGCAGGAUCACCUUUAUCUACUGAAUCAGAUAACACUGUCAUUGGUGCGGAAAUUAAAUCUGUCUCUGCAGCAGUAUAUGAUGACUAUGGGGGACUGAUGGUUCCACUGUUUAACGUGUGUUUGGAUAAAACUGCAUUUACUCUACAUGGAAGACCAGAUUACAUAAAUUCUACUGUGAGUUUUUUAUUGGCUGCAAAAUCCUACAAUGACAAAUAUGAUUUAUGGGAGCCAGUUAUUGAACCCAUGGACGGAUUUGUAAGGUAUCAGUAUGAUAUGAAUGCACCAGGUGCUUCCACACAGCUUCGUAUGACUUCUACUCAGGAUCUUAACCUGAACGUCUCUGUUUCUAAUGCAAACAUGUUGAUUCAAGCUUAUUCCAGUUGGAAUAGUCUAAAUCAUAUUGAUGAAUCCUAUAGAAAAAUUGAAUCAGUUCUUCCUACAUCUGGUGAGAGUUCUAUCCUUGAUAUUCAUCAUAAGAGUAGCUAUUAUAUCAUACCACAAAACAAGCUUGGUCAAGACAUAUAUAUAAGAGGUACUGAAGGGUCUGGGACAUCAAGCAUCAUCAAAAUUCCUCCGGGAGGCAAUAAACCUGUAAAAGUUCCGGCACUAAAAAAUAUGAUGUAUCCUCAUCUGAAAGAAAAGCUGAGCCUUGUACCUAGGUCAAUGCUGACAGUAAUUAUUGCAGAUGCCGAGUUAAGAUCAACGAAAGGUGUAAGCAAUGGAGAGUACAUGGUAGCACUUCGUCUAUUCAUAGAUCAUCCUAUUACAUCACCACUGCAGCAACAAAGUGCCCGUACUUCUGGUGUCAUGAUUGAGACCUCUUCUUCAGGCACUACCACUGUGAAUUGGCAUGAAAUGUUUUCCUUCAAAAUUGACUCUAUGGACUAUUAUAUGCUGGAGCUUAUUGUAGUUGACUUGGGAAGAGGAGAGACAAUAGGAAUUUUUUCUGCCCUUUUGAAACAAAUAGCAUAUGAACUUCCGUUUGGGUCAAAUUCAAAUGAUUAUAAUAAUUGUUUCUCUUGGAAGGAACUCUCACCAGCCAUUUCAUUGAAUUGUCAAAGUGAAGACCAGAGUAAUUUAUAUGGAAGAAUCAGAUGUGCUAUACUACUUCCUGCAAGAUCUGAAUCUAAAAAUGACAACUUUGAAUCUACUGUUACAAAUAGAGCUGGGUUUAUUCAAAUCAGUCCAUCCAGGGAAGGACCCUGGACAUCUAUGAGGUUAAACUAUGCUGCUCCUACAGCAUGUUGGAGGUUUCGUAACGAUGUUGUUGCAAGUGAAGUAUCUGUAAUAAAUGGCAACAGAUAUGUUGACAUUCGAUCUUUGGUAUCUGUUACUAACAACACUGACAUCUUUAUUGAUCUGUGUUUGAUCUCCAAGUCUUCUUCUGAUAAUCAUACUUCAAUGGAUGAAAAAAGUGAAGGCCUGGAUAGAAGACCUGAUGAUGAUAAAUAUGAAACUGAGGAGUUCUUUGAAACACAAAAGUUCCAUCCUUCAGAUGGUUGGAUAAGUCGUUACUCAAGUACACCAUUUGCAAACCAGUCUGGUUGCUCUUCAGAUGAUAGAAAUAAGGUAGCAUCUAUUGUUGAACUGGCUCAUGAUUGGGAAUGGGCUGAUGAUUGGCAUGUUGAUACAAGCUCUGUACUUGCAGAGGAUGGAUGGGUUUAUGCUGCAGAUACUGAACAGCUGAACUGGCCUGAGUCGAUGGAAGUUAAAAAACAAUUAUAUUCCAUUGAUUGUGCAAGGCAAAGAAAGUGGAUUCGGCAUAGGAAGUAUGUGCCUCCAUUCAAGGAAGACAAGCAAAUAUCAGUUGGAUUAUUGAAACCUGGAGAUACUAUUCCUCUUCCAUUAUUAGUCUUGUCAAACCCUGUGCAAUCCUAUGUGUUGCAGUUGAAGCCUAAAAACACUGAAGAUAAGAAAGAAUAUUGUUGGGGUGUUGUGACACAGAGCCAUUAUCUAACUGAAAUCUGUGGAGGCAAUGAAGAUUUACAUGAAAUAUGCGUAUCGUCUCUUGAUGAGUCUGAUAUGCUCUUGUUUUGCUCCCAAAGAGAAGGAACUUCUUCAGAUCAAUGUGAAGGUUUGUGGUUCUGUGUUAGCAUACGAGCAAAAGAGGUCGGCAAAGAUAUCAAAUCAGUUCCUGUAAAUGAUUGGAAUAUUAAUAUUGACUCUCCAUUAACAAUAUUCAACUACCUCCCCCUUUCUUCUAAAUACAAUAUCUCUUCUAAUAAAUUGAGUGGUGGACAAAUAACUUGUUCCCAAGGUGAACUUGGGCCAGGUGAAACUGUAAAAAUUCACAGUGCAGACAUCAGAAAUCCAUUGUACAUAUCAGUACUUCCGGAAGGGGGAUGGCAACCCUUACAUGAGCCUGUGCUUUUAUCACAUCAAAGCAAAAUGCCUUCAAAAUUGAUAAACCUGAGAAGCUCUUUUUCGGAAAGGAUCGUUCAAGUGAUUCUUGAGCAAAAUUAUGAGAAGGAAAGUUUGAUAGCUAGGGUUAUCAAAGUUUACACUCCAUAUUGGAUUUCAGUUGCAAGAUGUCCACCACUUACCUUGAGGGUUAUGGCCCUUCCUGGGAAAAGAGAAGGAGCACAUUUUCCUGUUUCAUUUCAUUCUCAUAAAAAAACAAAGAGAACACUUUGGCAUAUUACUGAUGAGGAAUUAUUUGGUGGAUAUACAAUAGCUUCUUUUUUGAACUUCAAGCUAUUAGGAUUAUCAGCGUCCAUUAGUGGACCUGGUGAGGAGUGCUUUGGACCAGAUACUGAGCUUUCUCCUCUUGGUGACAUGGAUGGAUCGAUUAAUCUUUAUGCAUACAACACAGACAACAAUUGCAUGCGGUUACUUGUUUGCUCAAAACCAUCCCCUUACCAAUCUGUUCCUACAAAGGUUAUUUCUAUCCGUCCAUAUAUGACAUUCACAAACAGGAUAGGACGAGAUAUUCUUCUUAGGUUUAAUUCUGCAGAUGAGCCCAAGACUCUGCAUGCUUUUGACUCUAGAGUGUCCUUCCUUUAUUCUGAAUCAGGACGAUCAGAUAAGCUUCUAGUCCAACUUGAAGACACACACUGGUCCUUACCUAUAGAAAUCAUCAAGGAAGACACAAUUGUUGUUGUUUUGAGGAAGCAUCAAGGUGGUAGGAGAUUUGUAAGAGCUGAAAUUCGUGGUUAUGAGGAGGGCUCACGAUUCUUAGUUAUUUUCCGUCUAGAAUCAGCAACUGAUACUUAUAGGAUAGAGAAUAGGAUGUGGAGUACAAGAAUUGAAAUACGCCAAUCUGGCCUAGAUGAAAGUAGCUGGAUCCAUUUGGAGCCUCUUUCAACUGCAAAGUUUUCAUGGGAUGAUCCACUUGGACCUAAAUCCAUUGAUGUCCGUGUCAUUAGGGAAAAUGAAACUUGUGUUCAAGAUGUUUGUUUGGAUAGGCAAAUAGAGGUCUCCAAAGAUUUGCAAGCACUGGGCGUACAGAUUAUUGCCACUGAAGUGGGUGAUAUGAAAAUUCUGCAAUUAAUUGACUACAUAAGAAUGUUAACAUCAGGUACACAUGAUAGGAUUGUUCCUGUACCUAUUGACAGAAUGGGUAUUUCCUCUCUUCCAAAAGAGCCUCACAAUGAGAAUGCGCCACUAGAACUUAUAAUCGAAUUAGGAGUUAUCGGGGUCUCUGUUAUAGACCAUAGACCAAGAGAACUGUUGUACUUUUACUUGGAGAGAGUGUUCAUUUCCUAUUCAACAGGAUUUGAUGCCGGUACAACAAGCAGGUUUAAGCUUAUUUUUGGUUAUCUUCAGUUGGAUAAUCAACUACCAUUAACAGUGAUGCCUGUUCUUUUGGCACCUGAGGAUAUGCCUGACAGAAAGCAUCCAGUCUUUAAAACAACCAUUAUGAAAAGAAAUGAGACUUCAGAUGGCACUCAAAUCUAUCCAUACAUCUAUGUUCGGGUCACAGAAAAGCCUUGGAGAACCAAUAUUCAUGAGCCAAUCAUAUGGGCAUUAAUGGACUUCUAUAAUAAUAUUCAUAUGGAUAGUCUUCCUGGAAGCUCGGGAACUGUGCAAGUUGAUCCAGAGAUCCAAUUCGAGUUGAUAGAUGUUUCAGAGAUUAGGUUGAAGAUAUCAUUGGAGACUGCACCAGCUCAACGACCACCUGGCGCCCUGGGUGUUUGGGGUCCCAUAUUGUCUGCUGUGGGAAAUGCUUUUAAAAUUCAGGUGCACCUUAGGAAAGUUAUACACAGGAGUAGAUACAUGCGACAGAGUUCAAUUAUCCCUGCUAUUGUUGGUCGCAUUAAAAGAGAUCUUAUCCACAAUCCUUUACACUUGAUCUUUUCAGUAGAUGUUCUUGGUAUGACAAAGUCAACCUUUGCAUCACUAAGUAAAGGUUUUGCAGAACUUUCAACUGAUGGCCAGUUUCUUCAACUAAGAUCAAAGCAGGUUACAUCAAGGAGAAUCACUGGUGUUGGUGAUGGAAUACUUCAAGGAACAGAAGCUCUUGCACAAGGAGUAGCUUUUGGAGUGUCUGGUGUGCUGAGAAAACCUGUAGAGAGUGCUAGGCAGCAUGGUUUCCUUGGUCUUGCUCAUGGACUUGGGCGUGCUUUUGUUGGGUUUGUUGUUCAGCCACUGAGUGGAGCUCUGGAUUUUGUCUCACUAACUAUUGAUGGAAUUGGUGCCAGUUUUGCCAGAUGUUUAGAUAUCUUAAAUAACAAGACAAUAGUUCAGAGGAUAAGAAAUCCCCGUUCUAUUCAUGAAGAUGGUGUUAUCAGAGAGUACAAUGAGCAAGAAGCUAUAGGACAAAUGAUCCUCUACUUAGCAGAAGCUAGUAGGCAUCUGGGUUGUACUGACAUUUUCAAAGAACCUUCAAAGUAUGCAUGGUCUGAUUACUACGAAGACUAUUUUAUUCUGCCAUAUCAAAGGAUUGCUCUUGUAACAAAUAAGCGUGUCAUGCUACUGCAGUGUUCUUCUUUAGAUAAAUUGGACAAGAAACCUUGCAAGAUACUUUGGGAUGUUCCAUGGGAGAAUCUCCUUGCAAUUGAGUUAGCCAAAGCAGGAUAUGACAAACCUUCUCACUUGAUUAUUCAUCUUCAAAACUUUAGAAGGUCAGAAAGCUUUGCACGAAUAAUCAGAUGUGAUGUUGGCAACGAUGAAGAACAAGAACCUCAGGCAAUCAUUAUAUGUUCCACAAUUCGAAGGAUGUGGAAAGCACAUCAGACAAAUAAAAAAAUUGUAGUUUUGAAGUCUCCUUCCAGCCAACGGCACUUACACUUUGCUUGCGGGGAAGCAGAAGGGCGGGAGUCUCGCAACCUCACUAGACCUUUCAUAAAACCAAGAGGAAGUUCAAUAUCUAACAAAAGAAGAUUCAUAAAGCACACUGUAAACUUUAAAAAGAUCUGGAGCAGUGAACAAGAAUAUAAAAGUCGAUGCAUCUUGUUCCCAAAGCAGGUUGUUGAAGACGAAACUUUAUGUAGUAUUUGGCGGCCUAUUUGUCCGGAUGGGUAUGUGUCUGUUGGAGAUGUUGCCCAUGUCGGCAACCAUCCACCAACAGUUGCUGCUGUCUACAAAGAUUUCGAUGGGAAUUUUGCUCUUCCUGUGGGUUAUGACCUAGUAUGGAGGAAUUGUGCCCAGGACUAUGCUGCUCCUCUGACGAUUUGGCUGCCACGUGCACCUGAAGGCUACGUGGCUGUUGGAUGUGUGGCAUUGACUGCUUAUGAGGAACCACUGCUUGAUUCCGCAUACUGUGUGAGUGAACGGAUCGCGGAGGAGGCAGCAUUUGAGGAGCAAUUAGUUUGGAUGGCUCCUGACUCUUAUCCAUGGUCAUGUUACAUUUACCAAAUACGGAGUGAGGCUCUUCAGUUUGUUGCGCUGCGACAGCCCAAAGAAGAAUCUGACUGGAGGCCUAUGAGAGUCUCUGAACAGGAAUCUCUAUCAGCAUCAGAAGCUUCACAGAAUCCAACCUGAGAUAAAAUCUGGAUUCUCACUUAUUCUCUGAGCUUCAUCCGACCAUUUAAGUUGGUUGUUGAUCUGCAAAAUGAAUACUUCAAUGAGACAUAUGCUGGACUAGAUAGCCAGCUCCGCCUUCUGUAAUCUAGCAAAUACUUCAAUGAGACAUGUGCUGGACUAGAUAGCCAGCUCCGCCUUCUGUAAUCUAGCAAAUACUUCAAUGAGACAUGAUUAGAUUGCUAUCA